GCACAUUUGCAUGCUCCACAUGCGGUCACCACCCGCUUCGACGACAACCUCCGAACAAGCAAAUACCUGGACUGUCCUGCAGCUGAGCCAUUCGUUCGCAAGAAAAGCAAGCACAAUAUGCCGUCGGAGCGUUUGCCCUCGCAAUCGCAGGGCCGGCCCGCGCACGGCACGCAGCGGUCAACAAGCUCUAUUCAUAGCCAGACAGACUCGCCCUCAACGACGCCCCCUCAACAUACGAAAACGAAACCCCUGAAGCAUGUAGUCGGCGCAGGACGAACUCACGCAAGGAUACCGUCGAAUCGAAGCUUGGUCAAGCUGACAAAGACGCACGGCAAUGAUUCGCAUACGGACUUAAAGAAACUCCCGCGUAACUCCUCUGCAACCAGUCUCAAGAAGAACAACUCCCACACGAAUCUGAAGCGAAACCGUUCCUCUGCAGACGUCUCCAAGAGACCGAAGUCCUCUCACGGACCAGACAAGAGGCCGGCAUCAGUUCACUUCGAGAUUGGGGACCAAGAUCAAGACCAGGAGGACGGAGAGGAGGAGUGGGAAGAAGCAAGUUCUGCGUCACCAGCCUUGUCUCGAUCCGCUACGCGAUCAGCAGCAUCCAGUAACCAUUCCUCUGCGAAGCCCUCCGCAAACAACUCAGAACCGCACUCCCCCCCUCACUCCCCUACUGCAUCAACAGAGCAGCUCCCGAAUGGAGGGAGCGAGAAGCAGAGCGCGCGCCAGCACUCCGCUGACGCAAAAGUAAUAACAGAACGACUGCUCCAGCGCUCGCACUCCCAGAACACAGCUACUACCAAGAUGUCCCUCGCGACCGCCACGCCCACAGCCUCAGGGCACUCCCCUCCCCUAAAUUCUCUCGAGAAAAGCCAGACCUCGACACUGAACGGAACGAUCUCGACCUUCAACGGCACACCCAAGACAGGAAGCAGCAACAAUGAAGUCGUGUCCCGCUUUGUCAGCGGUUCCGGCACACCAAGUGAAGCGUCCCCCUUCCUGCAGAACCACAAACCGUCGACCUCCAUCACAAAUGAUGCGCCGCAGAAGAAGAACGAAGAAGUGAAGAGAGCGCAGUCCAUGGGCAACUUAGCCAGGCAUAACUCCUCCGCAGACGACGACUCCGAGUCUGCUCUCCUACCACGAUCUCGCAAUUCUUCGCAAUCUCAUGCCUAUGUACCGCCGCAGCAGUCGCGAACACAGCAGAAACUAUGGCUCCAGCGCGCUUCGUCAAAUAUCGAGCCCCAGCAGAUGGCGCCUGGACUUGCGAUCAAUGGCGUGCAUGCCGGAAUAGGAGCGGGCGUAGGAUCGAGCUUGGUGGGCGCAGGCUAUGAUGGGAGGGAUCCGCGGAUCAAGCUGCAACUUGAGCGGACGGGUCUGGAGUAUCUUGUUGUUCGGCGGCAUCAGGAUCCUGUCGGGCAGGCGCUGAAGCGGUUGAGCGUUUUACCUGGUGUGGAGAGGAAUAGACGUAUCCCACCUUCUUCGCAAGCGAGUAAGAAAGGGGAUAGCGGUGAGGGAAGCGGCAGCGUGGGACGGUAUGGAUUGAGUCAGAGCUUGAAGGAGGGAAAGUCGAAUAGGAAUGGGAAGGACAAGGUUAUCAGCGUUGCGAGAAGUAGCUAUGAGGGUCGUGAUAGCAGUCAGGACGAGAGAUGCAUGAGUGGCCGAGCGAACGACGAUGAAGGCAUCGGAGCUAUAUUGAGGUCUCUAUGGGAGAAGAAUUUUGAUCUGAGCGCUAGUGCCGACUGAUGUUCCUCAUGUCGCUCCUCGACUGGAUGGUGUCGCCCCUUCAUAUUUCGAAAUUAGCUCUUACUUGCGGUCUUGCAUGGCGUUUCUGGUGGGCCCAGUCUUUGAAUGGACAGACUGGAGGACGGACAUGGGAUCGGACGAGGAUGGGCGUCCGAAUUGCAUUGAAG
Hyaloscypha bicolor E is the source of this 1916-nucleotide messenger RNA. RefSeq lists its product as uncharacterized. Lineage: Eukaryota; Fungi; Ascomycota; Leotiomycetes; Helotiales; Hyaloscyphaceae. The transcript has a single exon. Bases 118 to 1749 code for a protein of 543 amino acids. Gene Ontology annotation, cellular component: fungal-type vacuole membrane; TORC1 complex. The record is from RefSeq and is a predicted model, not a curated record.